AUGGGGCACUGCUGUGACGCCUUGGGCUUCAUCUUCCUCUCCUCCUCCAGCUGCCACGGAGGAAACAGCGUCCCGAGAUGGGAGGCGGAAAGAAAACUCAGAUCCGAGCCUGUCUCAUCUCCUUCUCUGAGGGACGCAAAGAUGUCUGUCCAUCCCGUCUGCCCCAGCGUCUCCUCUCCAUUCACAAAAAACGCAGCCGAGCAUCCAACUACAAGCCUCAAACAACGGCACACGCGGACAGACGGAGAGCGGCAUCCAGACGAAGACGAGACACAUUCAGAACGCCGACUGAUAUUCUCUUGUGUGUUUGGUGACCUUGUGAUUUCAGCCUCAGGAUCUGCAGUGUGGGAUGCCGUGCACGGAUGUAUUCUGGGAGUGGGGGCUUUGGUGCUCCAGGGUGUGGGCUUGUGGGAAAAAUUUGUCAUCUCUGCCCACUUACAGACAAACCCACCAACUAGGGUGGGAAACAGUUGUCCAAGGACGACACACACACAUAGAGAGCCCAAAAUAUGCAACAAGGUCAUCAGUAAACCCCUCCACACUCCAACUCCUGUUUUUACUGGAAGUGUUGUGUCUUUUGGACAGUUUCAUCUGUGUUAUCUGCUAUCUUCUACACACGCACACACACAUAUAUAGUGGACGUUUUUGAAAAAGGUGCUUUAUCUGUGAUUUUGAUUCGGUGUGUAUGUGUGUGUGUGUGUGUGUGUGUGUGGACUGCAUAUCGAUAAUAACUUCAACUUAAUUUUGAGGCUUUUUUUACAUUUCAUGCCGAUCACCAAUGUGUCAAAAUGCCACCUUAUUUUAUUUGUGUGAUUUGUUAGUGAUUUAGCAGCAGCUUAAAGAGAGAAUUGUUACAUCACACAUGCAUACACAUGCUUUGUUGGGUUAAAAAUAAAUGUUUAAAGCUUGCAUAUUUAAAAGUUUAACUAUUUUGUUUAUAUUUAAGAGUAUUAAUUACAUAAUUAAAAUAAAAUAAGCACGCAAUUUUAUUUGUCUAUUUCAUAUCUCAAAGAUUUGACAUUUUUGUGCAACAAAAGGAAGCACAAUGUGCAUUAGUGCAGCUGAUAUUUAAGUUUACAUAUUCAAAAGUUGAACUAUUUUGAUCAUAUUUACGAGUUGUAAUUACAUCAUUAGAAUAAAGUAAUCACAAAAUCUUGCUCUUUUUCAUAUCUCAGGAAAGAUUUGAGAUUUUUGUGCAACAAAAUAGAGUGCAAAUAAUGUGCAUUAGUGCAGUUGAAGUGAGUAUAUUUGUGUAUAUGUCCAAGCUGAAGUCAUAAUUAUGUAAU
Messenger RNA from Onychostoma macrolepis, 1286 nucleotides. RefSeq lists its product as uncharacterized. Bases 1 to 636 code for a protein of 211 amino acids. The transcript has 4 exons. Lineage: Eukaryota; Metazoa; Chordata; Actinopteri; Cypriniformes; Cyprinidae. The record is from RefSeq and is a predicted model, not a curated record.